AUUUUUUCCCCAGCCUAUCUCUCCCUGAAUGAUGCCAGGGAAUUCCUUGAUGAAGCUGGGAAAAUGGAAAAGCACAUGUGUCUCACAAACCCUUUGGCACUGCUGUUUGUUUCUCUUACAGCAGACAUGAGCAAAACAAUCGCUACAUCAGCAGGAUCGAUAGAUACCAUGCUCAUUACUAAAGAGGUUUGUGGCACCUUACAACUUGUUUCAAUGGCGUAUGUACAGACUAGUGUGGCACAUGUCUCAUCUUAAACAUCUCUUUCAGCUUGCGGUUAAUUUUGAGCAGCACCCAGAUGCAGAAAUAAUAAAGGGACUUGGAGUAACUAAAUCUGAACUAGACCUUUUUCUGCGGGCAAAUUCAAAAAUUAGAAAAAAUAAAUCAUUCUGUGAUCGAAUUAAGAAAUUAUGGACAGCACUAUAUGCGAAGGAGUUAUUUCUUAGACCAGGUCAGUUUGAGGAACUGUGUCAGAGGUUCGGUUUUGACAGAGGUGAAGCCAUUGAAAUCAGCUCUACGCUUGCAUCUCGAUGUGCAAACCUCAAGAACUUUUGUGUGGCCCUUCAGAAGCUGUGGUGGUAUCCGCCUCUCGCAACAGCUGUCAUAUCAAAACUGAAUGACGCCUGUGAAGAUGAGUUAAGGCCUUUCCUUGAGAUACAACAUGUGACCAGGCUUUUAAUACCCUGUUACUUAUCCUUCUCUUAA
Molecule: messenger RNA, 703 nt
Organism: Frankliniella occidentalis (western flower thrips)
Lineage: Eukaryota; Metazoa; Arthropoda; Insecta; Thysanoptera; Thripidae
Exons: 3
Coding region: 221-703 (160 amino acids)
Source: RefSeq, a predicted model, not a curated record